Nerophis lumbriciformis (worm pipefish) is the source of this 1121-nucleotide messenger RNA. RefSeq lists its product as uncharacterized. The record is from RefSeq and is a predicted model, not a curated record. NCBI's taxonomy places the organism in Eukaryota, Metazoa, Chordata, Actinopteri, Syngnathiformes, Syngnathidae.
CCAACGCACUUACUUCCUCUUUUCUGCUUGGUCGCCACCAUUGUCCUCCAAGAUGUCGUUCUGGCGUCAGAGUGUGCUUGUGGCGUUGCUCCUGACAGGUUCGGUGAGGGGGGUCGCUCGCGUGCGCUACCAGAUGUCGGACCUGUGCGCGGUCAAAGGCUCCACGCUCGCCGUCGGCUGCACGUUCACGCCCCUCAUGGCGGUUGUCAGGGCGGUGUGGUGCGUUGACCACCUCAUUUGUCACGGCUCCACGCCGUCCGUGUACGACAGCGCCAGGCCCCGCCCUGGCUCGCGCUACCAGUACCUGGGAGACUUGGAGGAAAACUGCACGCUCGUGAUCCACGACGUCCGGAAAACGGACAACGGGGUGCUCCGCUUCCGGAUGGAGGCUGCUGAUCCCAUUGGACAUUUCACUGGCAUCACGGGGGCAAAGGUCAACGUUAUCGAUGACGCUCGGAUGGUGGUGUUAAGCAUCGCCCCACCCAGGGUGACUGAGGGCGACAGGGUGAUUUUGAGCUGCGCUUGCCGCUGCUCCUUCCAACAGCUGGAGGUUCGCUGGUUCCGAGACGGCCACGCCCUCGUAGAAUCUGGCCCCACCCUGCAGCUGGGCCCGCUGACCACGGGCGAGUCCGGCAACUACACGUGCGCACUGGCCAGGGACACCGGGACAACAUCGCUGCCCUUCAGUUUGAACGCGGAAGCGCGUAAAGCCGAUUCACUCGAUGGGUGGCUUGCACCGACUCUUGGCGGAACCAUUGGCCUUCUUUUGGUGUUGCUGAGUUCUAUCCUGCUCAUUUUCAUCGUUAAAAGGAAGUGUCGGAUGGCGUCAUGCGAGAACUUCAAAGGUCUGGAUGGUGAGAUGGAGCACUCGCAUGUGUACGGUAACUUGCCGUCGUCUGCGGAGCGUGCUGGACCAGAUGGACAGGAAAUGAGCCACAGCGCAGAGGAAGUCAGCUACGCUUCUGUCCAGUUUAAACAAAAGACAGUGAGCAGACCAGGGAUGGACAGCAGAGACUUUGUCGUCUACUCAGUGAUGAGCCCAUUGUGAUGACACAGCAGGAUUACGGAUCAAUGAAUGUUGCUCAAUGAUAAGUGUUCAAUAAACACAAAGAUGGUGAGGA